AUGCCUUCUUCGCAAUUUCUUAAAUCUUCCGUUACUGCCAUCUCCAAUGGGGCUAGUACUUCUACAAACUCAAAAUAUACCCGAAUCAUUAACGUGACUCAUUUGAUCCCUUAUGAUACUUAUAUGUUAGAACCUCCAAAACAUUCUGAGGAUGGUACUAUUACAUAUAAUUGGUCUAUAAGACAACGAAGGGGCCAUUCGGCUCUUUACGCUGGAAUUUCUUCCUUAGCUAAAGACUGGGACAGUUACCACAUUGGUUUCGUAGGUCAAAUUUUUGACUUUGAAGAAAAGCUAAUUGAGAAUACUUCUUUUACCGAGGUUCUUAAGAAAAGUUUGCAAGACUUUUUAUUGAAAAAAAAAAUUGUGCCAGUAUUCCUUGAAGAUGAGCAACAUCACGGCCAUUAUGAGGGUUUUUGUAAAACUGUAUUAUGGCCGUUGUUUCAUUAUAUUUUGUGGGAUACCGCAACUGAUGGUCGUCAAGAAAAUCAAAACUGGGAACAAUACCGCGCUGUCAAUCAAGCAUUUACCGACAAAAUUAAAGAAAUUCAUCGCCCAAAUGAUUUAGUUUGGAUUCAUGAUUACCAUCUUUUAUUGGUACCUCGUAUGUUACGUGAUUCGCUUCCUGAUGCCGCUAUUGGCCUUUUCAUACAUGCUCCUUUUCCAAGUUCAGAGAUCUUUAGAUGUUUACCGCAAAGGAAAGAAAUGCUAGAUGGUAUGUUAGGUGCUAACCAAGUUGGUUUUCAGACAUAUUCUUAUGCGAGACAUUUUAUAAGCAAUUGUACUCGUAUUCUUGGUUAUGAAUCAACUCCAAGUGGUGUCGAUGCUAAAGGUUCAAUAGUAUCUGUUGGUCCUUUUCCAAUUGGUAUCGAUGCUGAAAGAGUAGAAGUGCAAAGAAAAAAUCCCGAAGUUGCUCCAAAAAUUGAUUCGCUAAGGGAAUUACACUCGGGAAAAAAAAUUAUUGUUGGUAGAGAUAAGCUCGAUUUAGUUAAGGGUGUAAUUCAAAAAUUACACGCUUUUGAAAAGUUUUUAUCUGAAUAUCCUGAAUGGCAACAUAAGGUCGUUCUAAUUCAAGUUACUUCUCCUGCUCUAACUGACUCUCCUAAACUUGAGCGUAGAGUUGCCGAGCUUAUUGCUCAUAUAAAUGGCACUUAUGGUUCUCUCGAUUAUACUCCUGUUCAUCAUCAUCAUAGUCAAAUUGAACAACAUGAAUAUUAUGCCCUUUUAAGUGUUGCUGAUAUAGGUUUGAUUACAUCGGUUCGUGAUGGAAUGAAUACUACUUCUUUAGAAUAUGUCAUGUGUCAACAAGAAAAUUAUGGCCCACUUAUUUUGAGUGAGUUUACUGGAAUGGCUGGCUCUUUGGGUGCUGCUAUUAUGGUAAAUCCAUGGGAUUAUAGUGGUGUAGCUAAAGCCAUAAAUGACGCUCUUACUAUGAGCGAUGAUGAAAGACAAAAUAAACAUAUGCAAUUAUACAGACAUGUGACUAUACAUACUGCUCAAUUUUGGGCAAAAUCUUUUAUCAAAGAACUUAUUCACAGUUUAAAUAUUAAUAAUCAAACAAAUAUUACUCCUCAUCUUGACGUACAACUUUUAUUGGAAAAAUAUAAAAGCUCUAAAAAUCGUUUGUUGUUAUUCGAUUAUGAUGGUACGCUCACACCAAUUGUAAAAACUCCGAGUCAAGCAGUGCCACAACAACAUAUGCUUGAGGCUUUAAGCAAACUCGUGGAUGAUCCAAAGAAUACCGUAUGGAUAGUGUCUGGGCGUGAUCAGGAUGUAUUGGAGGAAUGGCUUGGCAAUAUUAAGAAACUCGGUUUUAGUGCAGAACAUGGUUGUUUCCUAAAGUAUCCUGAAAGUGAUAAAUGGAUCAAUCUCACUGAAGAUAUUGAUAUGAGUUGGAAGAAUGAUGUUGAUGAGAUUUUCACUUAUUUCACUGAACGUACACAAGGUUCAUCUAUUGAACGUAAACGUUCUUCAAUUACAUGGCAUUAUCCUAAAGAAUGCCAAAAUCAUUUGGAAAGCGCAAUUCUACCAAAAUUACCGGUUGAAAUUUUAUUAGGCAAGAAAAAUCUUGAAGUUCGUCCAACAUUAAUUAAUAAGGGUGAAAUUGUGAAGCGUUUGGUGACAAGCAUGCAAGACGUAGAUUUCGUAUUUUGUGCGGGUGAUGACAGAACAGACGAGGAUAUGUUCCGAGCACUGAAAAGAUCACCCGACUUUAACGAUUUAGAUUAUUUCACAACUACCAUUGGGCUUCCCAAUAAAAAGACAUUAGCGAGUUGGCAUGUUACUUCACCUGAAGAAGUAAUUCAAACUAUGAUAAAAUUAACGGAAUCUAAUCGAUCUUAA
This is a messenger RNA of Cetraspora pellucida, 2340 nucleotides long. The record is from the annotation of a GenBank genome assembly. Lineage: Eukaryota; Fungi; Glomeromycota; Glomeromycetes; Diversisporales; Gigasporaceae.